UCCAAAAAAUGUAGGUAUGUGUGUCCGUUCAAUAAAAAAACAAUUAAACAGGGACACAUUGACAUGAUCACAAUUUAAAGAUUAUUCUUCGUUCAUACAAAAAAGAUGACCUGCAAAAACAACUGCACUGAGUAAAAUUUAAAGUGUGACUUUCAAGGAUUACCAUUUUUACUUUCGUAUAAAUGUUUUAUUUUAAGGUUAACGAUAGCUGACAAUGUGCAAGAUGAUAAGAUGCAUGUUCUCAGAAAUGUAAUCUUUGAAAAAUAUGUUGCGAACACGUAACUGCAAGUUGACAAGUGACACGGAGUCAAAAGGGACUGCAGGAAUCCUCUUGUGAUGUUCUUAUCACAUGACACAAGGUUGUGCACAAACAUACAUUUUAAUAAUAAAGGUCCUUUUUUAAGAAAACCCUUUGUUAAAAUCUACAAACAAUUAUAACACAUAGACAUGUUUUACUGUAAGCCCUACAAAAAAAGAAGAAUAUGAAUAAAAAUGUUAAUCAAAAUAUUUUUUGUAUAAACUUUAAAAUACAAUUUAACUUGAUAGAUACUGAAACUUUUUGCUACAGGUAUUUGACACCCUUAUAAUAUUUGCACAAAUUUGCCAUGCACGCCAACUAAAUUACCAAGGAAUAGUUGACCCGACAAAUCUGAACUGUCUGCUGUUUUUAUUAUGUGACCCUGGACCACAAAAUCAGUCUUAAGUAGCACAGGAAUUGUAUGGGUCAAAGUUACCUAUUUUUCUUUUAUGCCAAAAAUCAUUAGAAUAUUAAGGAAAGAUCGUGUUUCAUGAAAAAAAUUGGUGAAUUUCCUAUGGUAAAUAUUAAAAAUUGCGAAUAAUAUAUUAUGCUAAGGACUUAAUUUGAACGACUUUAAAGGAGAAUUUCUCAGUAUUUUGAUUUUUGGACCCUAUCAUUCCCCUCAGUUUUAAAUAAUUAUAUCUCUGCCAACAAUUGUCUGCCUAACAAAUCAUAUGUCAAUGGAAAGCUUGUGCAUUCAGCAGAUGUUUAAAUCUCAAUUUUGAAAUAUUGACCCAUUUGUUGUCCAGGGUCACAUAUACUGACAAUUGAAAGCCCAACGUGUCCGGCCUGCUUGAGAUACAAACUUGAAAUUCCAUACAUAGAUUUUUCUUCUUAUGGAGAACAAAUUUGCCUGUUGAACCUUGAUGUUUAUGUAACCAACAUAAAAUGUGUUACGAAAUGUAUAAAUAAACCACAUCAGUGAAUCCAACAGAUGUCGAGGUUUAAAAACAUAUCAGUAGACAUCUGUCAGAUGAUAUUCAACCACCAAAACAAAACUGUUUUAUAUAUAUAUAUUAGAAUGUGCAUUUUCAUUGGAGAAGCAUGUCUGACUAUUUGUCUCUGUGGAACACAAAAGAAGAUAUUUUGAGAAAUGCCUCAGUGGUUUUGUGUUUAUCCAAUGGAAGUAAACGGGUUUCAGUGUUGUUUGGUUAACAUCUUGGUUAAGAUCUUCUUUUGUAUUUUGUAGAAGAAAGAAAGAGAGACGGGUUAAACAUCACAUGAGGAUGAAUAAAUGAUGAAAGGAUUUUCAGCCGUAGCACAAACCAAACACCAGAGGCCACUGAUGCUUCUCUCACUAAUGUAAACCAUGCCAAGGCAGAACAGAAGCCAUCCCCUGGCAUAGGUAAGAAAAACCACAUAAACAGAUCACAUACGAUUAUUAAUUUCAUAAGAGGCCCAAAUGCCUCCUGAGACCAUUUACCAACCACACCUGGGUUUCUGUUGUCCAUGUGCACGCUAACAACGGCAUCAUUUGCAUGUCAGCAGACAUAUUUAAGAGCCAGUCUUGGGGGGGAUCACUUCCAUAUUGAGAUGAAACAGCAAAUAUCUGAAGAACCAUGAAUAACUCUUCGAAAUGCUGCGCUUUCGACGCACCCAUCUUGGAUCAAGUUCUACCCCCUAUUCUAUUCACAGAAUUCAUUUUUGGCCUUAUGGGAAACGUCCUCGCCCUCGCAAUGUUCUUCUAUCACAGGGACACCUGGAAGCCCAAUUCUGUUUAUCUAGCCCACCUGGCCGUGGCGGAUGCGCUGGUCCUCUUCUGUCUGCCUUUUAGGGCUGACUACUACCGCAGAGGGAAGGACUGGGUGUACGGAGACGCUUUCUGUCGCAUUCUUCUCUUUCUCUUGGCCGCAAACAGGGCUGCUGGAAUAUUCUUCCUCACUGCCGUCGCCGUGGACCGCUACUUAAAGAUCGUCCACCCUCACAACCGCAUCAAUCGAAUGGGUCUGCGGUAUGCCUCCUGGGUCUCUUUCGGUCUGUGGACUCUUAUUGUAGCCAUGACCGCCUACCUCUUAACAGACCCACAUUUCUACUUUCAAAACAACCGCACACAGUGUGAGAGUUUCAACAUCUGUUUGGGACAUAAUUCACUGUCCGACUGGCACAAUUCGUUCUACGUUAUCCAGUUCUUUCUGCCAACUGGCAUUGUUACCUACUGCACGACCUGCAUCACGUGGCAGUUGAAGAGCAAGACGGUGGACACCCAGGGUAAAAUCAAGAGAGCCGUCCAGUUUGUCUUGGCAGUGGCGUUGGUUUUUAUUAUAUGUUUCUUCCCCAGCAAUGUCUCACGUAUUGCCGUGUGGGUCCUCAAGUCUUGGUAUAGCGAGUGCCAUUAUUUCGAAGACGCAAAUGUGGCAUUUUACACCACCGUCUGCUUCACUUACUUUAACAGCGUGCUCAACCCCAUAGUUUAUUACUUUUCCAGCCCUGCUUUCAGCGGAUCCAUCAAUAAGCUCUGCAUGAAACUCCUAGGAAAGAAAAUAGACGAUGAAGACAAUAGUUGUGCUACAGUAUCAACAAAGGUCUCUUAG
This is a messenger RNA of Triplophysa dalaica, 2829 nucleotides long. Its product is annotated as hydroxycarboxylic acid receptor 2-like. The record is from RefSeq and is a predicted model, not a curated record. The coding region runs from base 1858 to 2829 and encodes 323 amino acids. Gene Ontology annotation, biological process: G protein-coupled receptor signaling pathway. Gene Ontology annotation, cellular component: membrane. Lineage: Eukaryota; Metazoa; Chordata; Actinopteri; Cypriniformes; Nemacheilidae. The transcript has a single exon. Gene Ontology annotation, molecular function: G protein-coupled receptor activity.